AUGGCAUCCUCGUCAAACAAACGCAAAGGAGGGCAGAAAGGCGGUGCCAGGAAAGCAGAAAAUAACAGGAUCUAUGCGCACCCCCUGCCGCUCGUGCUCUCCCCACCCCAACCGCGCACUUUUAACCCUCACUGCGAAGGCGUUUUCGACCCUGCAACCCGCUCCGUUUGGAUCACAAAUGAGAAGGACUCGACCAUUCUCUGGCGGAGGGGCUUCUUCGGGAAGGGCGAUCUCUCCCGUAGCGAGCCGUCCUGGCUCGCGAGACAGGUCAAUGCACGGAAAGCGGCCGGAAAAUACAUGACCUCGGAAGAGGUCCGUGAAAAGCGGAGACAAGAACGCAAACAGUUCAAGCUCGACCGCGCUGCUGCAUUGGCUCGAGCAGCUGCAGAGGCUGAAGCAGCUUUCGCGGAAGGCCGCGAGGCCGCACCGACUUUCAUUCCAUCAGGUGCUACUUGGAAGCCUCAACAGCAAGUUUCCGCUGAGCCUUCAUUGCCCGAGGAACCGCCGGAAGAAGAUGACGAGACAGAACAGGGCCUUGAACUUCUAGAAGACCGAGAGCACCUACAGCUUACUCUCCAGGAAGCGUUCUUCCUCGCCUGGAACUUGGACUGUUUGACUAUUCUCAACUCACAUACGUGGGAACCAAUGAGUCUAAAACAUAUAUGGGCCACAUUCCAAGAUGCGCACUGUGUACCUCACGGGCCACCCACCUACGACAAUCGGUUUGACAACCCCUUCCUUGUGAACUAUGCGGCAUACCACUACUACCGCUCGCUAGGCUGGGUAAUCAAAGGCGGCAUCAAGUUUUGCGUCGACCUGCUGCUCUACAAACGCGGCCCAGUCUUCCACCACGCUGAAUCAAGCGUCCAGUCCCUUCACCCUCCCGAACUCCACACCUUUUCUUGGUCAUGGCUGAGUACCGUGAACCGCGUCAAUUCCCAAGUCAUGAAGACUCUCAUCCUGACCUACGUCACCAUCCCCGCCCAAUCCCGGAUAUCCACGGAGCUACUGUCGUCGCCAGCCUGUCUGGCCCAUUACUCCGUCAGAGAUGUAGUGUUGCGGCGAUUCAUCCCCGCACGAAUGCGCGACUGA
This is a messenger RNA of Epithele typhae, 1092 nucleotides long. RefSeq lists its product as uncharacterized. Lineage: Eukaryota; Fungi; Basidiomycota; Agaricomycetes; Polyporales; Epitheliaceae. The transcript is spliced from 6 exons. The record is from RefSeq and is a predicted model, not a curated record. Bases 1 to 1092 code for a protein of 363 amino acids. Gene Ontology annotation, biological process: tRNA splicing, via endonucleolytic cleavage and ligation; tRNA-type intron splice site recognition and cleavage. Gene Ontology annotation, cellular component: tRNA-intron endonuclease complex. Gene Ontology annotation, molecular function: tRNA-intron lyase activity; nucleic acid binding.